AUUGCAGAGGUGAUGGUGAAAAAGAACAACAAUCUGCCAUCGAUAUUCCCCAAUGACGACAUCAAACUUUCACCACUUUACGCGGCAAUAAUGGCUGGAAGUAGAGAUAUGGUGCGGUAUUUAUACUCUGUGACUCCUAUUGAAGACUUGGCUUAUGUGGAUCGCAAGGCGCUCGUUAUCGCUGCUAUUCAUUGUGAUUUGUAUGAUACGGCACUCAAAAUUCUGAAUACUCUAAAGUUAGUACCUGAAGAGAAGAAAACACCCGAAGAGGAGCAGUUUCUUUGGUUUUCAUUGGAAAUGUUGGCCAGAAAACCUUCGAAAAUUGGCAGCAAAAGUCAACCAUCAGUAUGGGAAAGAUGGUUAAACUCCUGUUAGUUUAUUUCCAACCCAAACGGCCAAUAACUUUACUUGUCAUGUGUGUCUAUUUAUAUAUAUGGAUAUGUAUAUUUCCGGCAAGUUGUUUUAUUACAUGAAUAAUAACAAUUUGAUGAAAAGUUAGUAUAAGUCACCUUGGAAUGACAAAUUACUUGUACACAACAAGAAAAUGUGUUAAAUCUUAUAACUUCAUCUUAUUAAAUCUUUAGAUGAUAUCUGAUCAGAUAAUUAGCUAUUUAGUAUUUGAAAGGGGUGGUCAAUGAUCAGGCUAGUAGGGCUGCUUGCAAUUAAGUCAAAUUAUUAAUUGUUAAUCGCUAAUUUUUCAAAUUAUACUCCAUUAUAAAGAACUAAAGUACUGUUGCAACAAUUUGAUACAGAAUGCUAAUUAAUGAGCAUAUAUAAUUAACUCAUGAGAAUGUGAGU
Molecule: messenger RNA, 798 nt
Organism: Carya illinoinensis
Lineage: Eukaryota; Viridiplantae; Streptophyta; Magnoliopsida; Fagales; Juglandaceae
Exons: 2
Coding region: 13-375 (120 amino acids)
Source: RefSeq, a predicted model, not a curated record